UGUUCCCUUCACACUACCUAUAGGGUGGGAGGAACAAGGGAGAUGUUCCUUUCACACUACCCAUAGGGCGGGAGGAUCCCUUAUAUCUAAUAAUUUUUUAACGUGGGAGAUGUUCCCUUCACUUUAUCUUUGGGGUGAGAGGAACGUCCCUUAAAGACUAACAAUUUAACUUCAUUUUUAAUUAAAAAGAUGGACGCACAAGGCGGAAUCUAUGCCCUCAUAAUUACCGGAACUAAAAAAGACCCACACGCAACAAUUCAUCAAAUUGUCCCUCCAAACUCUGUCAGCAUUCUUUGGCAGUUACCCCAAAUUUUUGUUAUUUCUGUCGCUGAAAUAUUAGUUUCGAUAACUGGAUUAGAGUUUGUGUACUCACAGUCUGGCCCUUCUAUGAAGGCAAUAGCUAGUGCCUGUUGGAGUUUAACCUCAUCACUUGGCAGCAUAAUUAUUAUGUAA
This is a messenger RNA of Meloidogyne enterolobii, 453 nucleotides long. The record is from the annotation of a GenBank genome assembly. NCBI's taxonomy places the organism in Eukaryota, Metazoa, Nematoda, Chromadorea, Rhabditida, Meloidogynidae.